This is a messenger RNA of Penicillium cataractarum, 1587 nucleotides long. RefSeq names its product C-22 sterol desaturase erg5 (gene erg5). The coding region runs from base 1 to 1587 and encodes 528 amino acids. Gene Ontology annotation, molecular function: iron ion binding; monooxygenase activity; oxidoreductase activity, acting on paired donors, with incorporation or reduction of molecular oxygen. Gene Ontology annotation, biological process: sterol metabolic process. The transcript has 4 exons. NCBI's taxonomy places the organism in Eukaryota, Fungi, Ascomycota, Eurotiomycetes, Eurotiales, Aspergillaceae. The record is from RefSeq and is a predicted model, not a curated record.
AUGUCUGGGAGCUUUGCCUCGCCGUCCGCAGAUGCGACAAUCUCGCCGCAACUUUUCGCGCCGGCCGGCCUCGUCGCCUCCGUUCUCGAUGGCUUCACCAUCUGGAAGCUGAUCCUGACGCUGUUCGUUGGAGCCGUCCUUUACGAUCAGUUCAAGUACCACUACCUCAAGGGCAACAUCGUCGGUCCUGCCUACAAGAUCCCGUUCAUGGGCCCCUUCCUUCAGUCUGUCAAUCCCAAGUUCACCGAGUACAAGGCGAAAUGGGACAGCGGCGAGCUGAGCUGUGUCUCCGUCUUCCACAAGUUCGUUGUGAUCGCCUCCACCCGUGACAUGUCCCGCAAGAUCUUCAACUCUCCCGGCUACGUCAAGCCCUGCGUCGUGGAUGCUGCGCACAAGCUGCUCGGCAAGUCCAACUGGGUCUUCCUGGAUGGCAAGGAGCACGUCGAGUACCGCAAGGGUCUUAAUGGCCUGUUCACCCGCCAGGCUCUGUCCUGCUACCUGCCCCGUGCUGAGGAGGUCUUCGACGAGUACUUCAAGCGCUUCGUGUCCAAGUCCGCCGCUACCAACCACGCCCCGACUCCCUGGAUGCCCGACUUCCGUGAGCUGAUGACUGCUCUCUCUUGCCGCACCUUUGUUGGCUACUACAUGUCCGACGAGGCCGUCCAGAAGGUUGCCGACGACUACUACCUGAUCACUGCCGCCCUCGAGCUCGUCAACUUCCCUAUCAUCCUGCCCUUCACCAAGACUUGGUACGGCAAGAAGGCCGCUGACAUGGUUCUUGAGGAGUUCUCCAAGUGUACCGCCAAGAGCAAGGCCCGUAUGGCUGCCGGUGGUGAGAUUACCUGUAUCAUGGACGCCUGGGUCAAGGCCCAGCAGGACUCUGCCAAGUACCGUGAGAAGAUCGCCCAGGGAAUCCAGGUUGACCCCUCCGAGAAGCCUCCUCAGGUUCUGCGUGACUUCUCCGACUUUGAGAUUGCCCAGACUGUCUUCACUUUCUUGUUCGCCUCCCAGGAUGCCACUAGCGCUGCCUCUACCUGGUUGUUCCAGCUGAUGGCCGACCGCCCCGAGAUUCUCGACAAGGUCCGUGAGGAGAACUUGGCUGUUCGCAACGGUGACCGCUCCGUCCCCAUCUCCAUGGAACUCCUCGAGAAGAUGACCUACACCCGCGCCGUCGUCAAGGAGACCCUCCGCUACCGUCCGCCCGUCAUCAUGGUCCCCUACCUGGUCAAGAAGGACUUCCCCAUCACCGAUAAGAUCACCGUCUCCAAGGGCUCUAUGAUCAUUCCCUCCGUCUGGCCCGCCACUCACGACGAGGAGGCCUACCCCAAUGCUGACUCCUUCGAGCCCGAGCGCUGGAUCACCGGUGAUGCCGAGCAGCAGACCAAGAACUGGUUGGUCUUCGGCACUGGUCCCCACUACUGCCUGGGUCAGACCUAUGCUCAGCUGUCUCUGAUGGCCAUGAUUGGCAAGGCCAGUAUGGAGAUGGACUGGGAGCACACCACCACUGCCCAGUCUGAGGACAUCAAGGUUUUCGCCACCAUCUUCCCCCAGGACGACUGCCUGCUCACCUUCCGCCCCCGCGCUUAA